AUGAGAAUGAACGUGGGACUUGGGCGCGGGGAAAGCACAGGCGAGCAGCAUAGAGUACGGUUUGCGUUGAAGGAAUACGUAAGAAGGGAGUGAGAAGAGGGGCGCCUGGCAAGACGAUCCAUGGAAGCCAAGGAAGUGCCUGCUGCCCACCACUGCGCCGCAGACUCUGCCACCGGGGAUGAGCCCAGAGCCCUCCCGGGCACAGAGCUUAUCCCCAGGAGAGCUGUCAGUCGCUCUCCAACCUGCGCCCGCUGCCGAAACCACGGCGUCACUGCGCACCUCAAGGGCCACAAGCGCCUGUGCCUCUUUCAGACUUGCGAGUGUCACAAAUGUGUCCUCAUCUUGGAGCGCCGAAGGGUCAUGGCUGCCCAGGUGGCCUUGCGUAGGCAACAGGAGGCACAGCUAAAGAGGCACCUGGCUCAGGGACUCAUGAGGAGAGGGGCGGCCCCUCCCAAAGCUCCUAGCCAUGCCAAGAAGGGAGCCACUCGACCAGGGGUCCCCUCUGGAAAGGAGAACAUAGCACCCCAGCCUCAGACGCCCCAUGGGGCAGUCCCACUGGCACUGACACCCCCUGGGAAGGAUAACUCCCAGGGGCCUCUGCUGCUCAGCCGUCCCCCAGAAGCCUUGCCUUUGUCCUGGACUCCAAUGCCCCCAGGCCCUUGGGCUCCUGGACACUGGCUUCCUCCAGGCCUUUCCAUGCCACCCCCAGUGGUGUACCGCUUGCUAUACCAAGAACCUACUGUCCCUCUGCAUCCCUUUUCUGACUUUGACCCUGGCACUUCCCUCCGGCUGCCCACUCAUGGACCCCGCCCAACCUGCCCAGGAUCUUGCCCGAUACUGAUGGCUCCUCUUUCCAGAGAAUCCCAAGGGCCCUCUGCCUUGCCCCGCACAUGCUCGACUCUGAUACUCCAGCCCUGUGGCACCCCAGACCCUCUUCUGCUGCAGCCACAGGCGCCUGCAGCCUCUCGCCUAGCCUGGACCUCUGCCCCCUCAGAGCGGCAGCUGCAGCGGGAGGCAGCUGAGGCUCUUGUGGGUCUGAAAGAUUCUUCCCAGGCUCCCCGCCUGACCUCUUCUGUUCCUCCCAACCCUGCCUGGAUCUCCCUGCUCCACCCCUGUGGCCCACCAGCUCCUGCUGGAGGAAGAGGAUUCCAGCCUGUUGGCCCCUCUCUCCGCCCCAGCCCAGCCCCCUCCGUAGCUCUGCAUAUUGGGCAUCUGGGCUCCAUCUCCCUCCUAAGCUAG
This is a messenger RNA of Puma concolor (puma), 1239 nucleotides long. It is a transcript of the gene DMRTC2, whose product is annotated as DMRT like family C2. Gene Ontology annotation, cellular component: nucleus. Gene Ontology annotation, biological process: regulation of DNA-templated transcription. The record is from RefSeq and is a predicted model, not a curated record. NCBI's taxonomy places the organism in Eukaryota, Metazoa, Chordata, Mammalia, Carnivora, Felidae. Gene Ontology annotation, molecular function: sequence-specific DNA binding.